Molecule: messenger RNA, 2004 nt
Organism: Quercus lobata
Lineage: Eukaryota; Viridiplantae; Streptophyta; Magnoliopsida; Fagales; Fagaceae
Product: proline dehydrogenase 2, mitochondrial-like
Exons: 5
Coding region: 86-1570 (494 amino acids)
Cellular component (GO): mitochondrion
Molecular function (GO): proline dehydrogenase activity; FAD binding
Source: RefSeq, a predicted model, not a curated record
CCAAUUUUUUGGUCAGAAAAAAGAGGAGAGAGAGAGAGAGAAGUGUGAGAUUCUUCCACCAAACCAGUAGUGUUGUUUGAUAACGAUGGCAGCCCGUGUUGUCUCUCCGAGUAAGAAGCUCCUCAAAAGCCUCUGCAAUGGCAAGUUCUUCUCUACUAGGCCUCUCAACACUUCGUCCCCUUCUUCUUCGAUAUCCAUCAACCUCACCACAGAAAAACAACCACCCAUUGAUCUCCACCGACCCACAAACACGGCAUCCCUCGAUCUCCACGACGUUGAGAAGCUAUUCUCAUCCGUAACAACCACCAAGCUCCUACGAGCCUCAGCCAACCUCCAAAUGGCAGCCAUGGGGCCCAUGGUGGAUUUUGGGAUGUGGGUCAUGAAUUCUAAACUCAUGGACAUUGAGGGUUUCAAAGAAAUCGUGUUGGGUUUUGUGAAGCACACAUUUUACGAGCAUUUUUGUGCUGGAGAGGAUGCUUUGGCCACCGGAGACACGGUGCGGCGGCUACAUAAUGGUGGUGCUGGGCUUAGAGCCAUGCUUGAUUACGCUGUGGAAUAUGCCGGUGACAAUCAAUCCUGUGAUCGGAACUUGGAGGCCUUCCUUCGAACCGUCGAGAUAGCCAAGUCUCUUCCACCAUCUUCUGUGAGUUUUGUCAUUGUAAAGAUAUCAGCUAUUUGUCCCUUGAAACUUCUUGAAAGGGUUAGUGACUUGUUGAGAUGGCAACACAAAAAUCCCUCUUUCAAUCUGGCAUGGAAGAUGGAUACCCUCCCGAUUUUGUCUGAUAUAAGCCCUACAUAUCACACCCUCAAAGAGCCAGAACCUUUAACAUUAGAAGAAGAACAUGACCUACAACUAGGGCACCAAAGACUACUAAAAAUAUGCCAAAAUUGUCUAGUAUCCAAUGUCCCUUUAACGAUUGAUGCAGAGCAUACAUCAGUUCAACCCGCCAUUGAUUACUUGACAUACUCUUCUGCAAUUAUGUACAACAAAGAUGAUAACAUACUGGUGUAUGGGACAAUUCAAGCUUACCUGAAAGAUGCAAAAGAAAGAUUGUUGCGAGCAUACCAGGCUGCAGAUGAAAUGGGAGUCCCAGUGGGGAUUAAAUUGGUGAGAGGAGCUUAUAUGUCAAGUGAAAGAAAAUUAGCAUCUUCCUUAGGCUUUGAAUCUCCUAUUCACAAUAGCAUACAAGAAACGCACACAUGCUACAACAAUUGUGCCUCUUUCAUGCUUAAUAAGAUUGCCAAUGGUCCUGGUGCACUUGUUCUUGCAACUCAUAAUACUGAAUCAGGGAGAAUAGCAGUGGGACAAGCGCAUGAUUUAGGAAUUGGAAAGGUUAACCAAAAGCUAGAAUUCGCACAAUUAUAUGGAAUGUCAGAUGCACUUUCUUUUGGUUUGAGAAAUGCAGGAUUCCAAGUUAGUAAAUAUAUGCCAUUUGGCCCUGUGGAGAUAGUAAUGUCAUACCUUUUAAGGAGGGCUGAAGAGAAUAGAGGGCUUUUAUCUACUUCAACCCUUGACAGGCAACUCAUGAGGAAUGAAUUGAAAAGGAGACUAAAAGGGGCUAUUUUUUAAGGCGUACAAGGAUUAAGGCUCAUAAAGAAUCGGGGGUGGGGGCCAUUAUUCGGGAUGCUAAUGGUCUGGUUGUGGCAGCUUUGAGCAAGAAAAUUAGAGCUCCUUUGAGUCCUUUGGAGGUGGAGGAAAAAGUUUUUGAGAUUGGUCUAUAGUUUGCCAAGGAUGUGGGGUUACAAGAGUUUACAUUGGAAGGUGACUCUCUUAAUGUCUUUUGUGCCCUUGCUGGUCCUUCUCCACCUCCAUCUUCGGUAAUGUCUAUUAUUUAUGGGAUUCAAGCUUCAUGUCAUGUUGUUAGAAAUGUGUUGUUUUUGCAUGUACGUAGGUAGGGGAACAAACCAGUGUUAGUAUUGUUGAUUUUUCUGUUUGAAUAGAAGAGAAUCCUUGUUUCGUGAUACAAGCUCUUCAUCAUGAUGUAAUGUUGUUUUCUAUUUAUA